This is a messenger RNA of Laetiporus sulphureus 93-53, 1231 nucleotides long. RefSeq lists its product as uncharacterized. The transcript is spliced from 4 exons. Bases 339 to 1037 code for a protein of 232 amino acids. NCBI's taxonomy places the organism in Eukaryota, Fungi, Basidiomycota, Agaricomycetes, Polyporales, Laetiporaceae. The record is from RefSeq and is a predicted model, not a curated record.
AAAGAAACACAUUCGUCACGGUCAGCGCAUGCGCAGAGCAACAUUGACAAGCGGCAUUCGAGAAGAGUGAAUGCAGUCACAUCGGUGUGCUGUGUUCGCCAUAGCCUCUAUCGUUGCACCAUGGAGAUAUGCGACGAUGUAAGCGCCGCAAGCAGAGGCUGUGUGAGCGUCUUAGCAGACCGUGUCGGACUAAGAUGAAUGUUAUGGUUCUUAUAUGAAACGUUCCACAUCACUGCAGGGCCGUCCACCCCACUCUUAUCUCAUCGGCAUUGUCUGCAUCGUUGUCAUCCUCCAUUACGACAGGCCGCAUCUCGUGCGCAUUGGAAUCACUUCCGUCCAUGGCCACUCCAGUUGACGCUAAUGCAGCUUCGAUGACCAAUGACCCUCAGCCUCGCCUUUCACCCGAGAUCUGCGAGCGCAUCAUCGACCAUCUCCGUCCAAUUGAUCAUGAAGAUGAAAGACAAACUGUGUUGAAACGCGCUCUCGUUUGCCGAGGGUGGUACGCCGACAGCCGCGCAGUCUUUUUUGAGAUACCCGAGCUCCACACUCGGAGAACUGCGGUCGUCUAUGUGAGGUCACUGCAGCAGAUGCCUCUCCUCGCUGACCGUGUGCGACACUUAGUGAUCGGAACUGAGUCUCUAGAUGCCGAGGAGACCAUCAUGACAUGCCCAGACUUGGCAUCGAUUCUCAUGAUGCUAGCAGGGAAACUUCCAAAGCUGGCCUCGCUCAGCUUCUUCGAUGUCAGCUUCGACCAUUGCUCUAUGCGCCAUUUAGCGUUCUGGAAUUUGCACGAACUCAAACAUAUCACUACAUUGUCACUAGUGCAUGUGACGUUGCCGUCGGCGAGCCCCUUCAUUCAGGUCAUCUGUUCAUUUCCUCGUCUGCAGAGCCUUAUUUGCGGGGAUCUGCAUUGGAGCAAAUCGAGGACCAUGGCUCCACUGCCUGAACGUCGCCUCAUGCCUUUGACAAAGUCACUUCCCUUCUAUAUGACCUGUCGUGCUUCGAAGACGUUGGACGUGUUCUUCUCAGUCUGCUAAAUCAAGCUAUCCUUACAGAACUCUACCUAAAUCCACAAGUCUCUGCAGCGGCUCUUGCUUUUACCCAAGACAUGUUGAACAUGUCCGGAACGAGACUCGAGAAGGCAAGAAUCACUUUCAGUGCACCAGAGGAAGAUGCUGGUGGCAGUUUCCAGUCCUUGCCCUUACACCCUAUCAGCCUUGAAGCAAAUGUC